Closterium sp. NIES-65 is the source of this 3801-nucleotide messenger RNA. Lineage: Eukaryota; Viridiplantae; Streptophyta; Zygnematophyceae; Desmidiales; Closteriaceae. The record is from the annotation of a GenBank genome assembly.
AUGGCACCGCGGAAAACGCACCGCUGUGUCGGCAUGGCAUGGCGCGCGCAGAUCAUCCACAGUAUUCUCGGAAUCGUGCGCUCGCCCGUGUCCGCCACGCUUCCGCAGAUCGCGUCGCGCCUCUUCCUCGUCUGGGGCGUGCUCUACCCCGCGUCGCAGGUGCGGGAGCACGUGCUGGUGGCGUCGCUGCUGCUCAGCUGGUCCAUCACUGAGAUCGUGCGCUACUCCUUUUUCGCCGUCAAGGAGGCCUUUGGCUUCACGCCCGCGCCUCUGCUCUGGCUCAGGUACAGCAUGUUCUACGUGCUCUACCCGUCGGGCAUCACCAGUGAAGUGGGGCUCGCCCUCCUCGCGCUGCCCUACCUCAAGGCAUCCCACGUGUUCUCGUUUGACAUGCCCAAUAAGGCCAACUUUGCCGUUGACUAUUACCUCGUCUGCAUCCUCAUUCUCCUCACCUACAUCCCCGGGAGCCCAUACAUAAGUCGCGCAUCCCCUUCCCUCAUCGAGCUUCUCCCCUCAUCGCGCUUCCCAUUGUCGCGUUCCCCCGCCCAUCGCGCCACCCCCCUUCGCGCCACCCAUCCUUCCGUCGCGCAGCCUCUCGUGCCUCGUCUCCCGUCGUCGCGUCUCCCCUCGCCGCGCCUCCUGUCCCAUCCUCACGCCUCCCCUCGUAUCCGGGAGCCUCCCCACGUCGCGCCUCCGCUCGUCUCGCCGCGCCUCCGCAGGCCGCGCCGCGCCUCCGCAGGCCGCGCCGCGCCUCCGCUCACCUCGCCGCGCCUCUGCUCGUCUCGCCGCGCCUCCGCAGGCCGCGCCGCGCCUCCGCUCGCUGCACCGCGCCUCCGCUCACCUCGCCGCGGCGCCUCCCCUGCCAUCAGCGCGCCAGCACCCUCGUCGCGCUGCCCCUCCUCGCGCCUCCACUCCCGCUGCCCUUCUCCCACCUGCCCAUCCCUUGCCCGCGCCUCCCUGCCCUUCUAUUCACCCCACCCUGAUUUCCCUAAUUUUAACACCCUGCUUCCCCUCCUUCCCCUCAUUUACCCCGUUGCUUCCCCUCGUUUCCCCCUCUGCUCUCAUCGUUUCCCCCCGUGCUUCCCCUCAUUCUCCCCCCUCCUUCAACUCAUUUCCCCCGCUGCUUCCCCUCAUUCCCCCCGCUGCUUCCCCUCACUUCCCUCCCUGCUUCUCCUGAUUUUCAUCCUUGCUUCCCCUAAUCCCUGCUUCUCCUCAUUUCAUCCCUGCUUCUCCUCAUUUCAUCUCUGCUUCCCUUCAUCCCUGCUUCCCCUCAUCCCUGCUUCCCCUCAUCCCUGCUUCCCCUCAUCCCUGCUUCCCCUCAUCCCUGCUUCCCCUCAUUUCAUCUCUGCUUCCCCUCAUCCCUGCUUCUCCUCAUUUCAUCCCUGCUUCCCCUCAUCCCUGCUUCCCCUCAUUUCCCUCCCUGCUUCCCCUCAUUUCUCUCCCUCAUUUCCUCAUUUCCCCCUUUGCUUCCUUCUUCCACUCAUUUACCCCUCUGCUUCGUUUCCCCAUCUGCUCUCAUCGAUUUCCCCCUCUGUUUCCCCUCGUUUCCCCCUCUUCUUCCCCUCGUUUAUCUUCCUAUAUCUAGCUUUCCCUCUCCCCCUCUUCCUAUCUCCCCUCUUCCUAUCUCCCCUCUUCCCUAUCCUCCCUCUUCUUACAGUACUUCUUUCUUAUCUCACCCCUGCUUCCCUCUACCCCCUCUUCCCUAUCUCCCCUAUCUCCCCAGUUUUGCCUUUUUUCUUGUUCCCCCUCCCCAUCUCGUAUUCCCUCCCUCUCCCUGGCUAUUGCAGUUACUACACUGACGAUUCUUCUGGUACUGCAACUCGCCUCAGUCCAUCAUCCCAUGCCAUGCUCGCAGAGAAACCAGUUCCCCUCAUGGAAAGGCAAUACAGGAAAGGCAUGGAUGGGGAGGGCAGGUGGGAACAGGGCAGAGGGUGGGGUAGCAGGGCAGGGGAUGGGGGGGAUGCAGGGAAGGGGAUGGGGGGAAGCAGGGAAGGCGAUGGGGGGAAGCAGGGAAGGGGAUGGGGGGAAGCAGGGAAGGGGAUGGGGGGAAGCAGGGGAGGGGAUGGGGGGAGGGGAAGCAGGGAAGGGGAUGGGUGGAAGCAGGGAAGGGGAUGGGGGGAAGCAGGGAAGGGGAUGGGGGGAAGCAGGGAAGGCGAUGGGGGGGAGCAGGGAAGGGGAUGGGGGGGAUGCAGGGAAGGGGAUGGGGGGAAGCAGGGAAGGGGAUGGGGGGAAGCAGGGAAGGGGAUGGGGGGAAGCAGGGAAGGGGAUGGGGGGGAUGCAGGGAAGGGGAUGGGGGGAAGCAGGGAAGGCGAUGGGGGGGAGCAGGGAAGGGGAUGGGGGGGAUGCAGGGAAGGGGAUGGGGGGAAGCAGGGAAGGGGAUGGGGGGAAGCAGGGAAGGGGAUGGGGGGAAGCAGGGAAGGGGAUGGGGGGGGUGCAGGGAAGGGGAUGGGGGGAAGCAGGGAAGGGGAUGGGGGGAAGCAGGGAAGGGGAUGUGGAGAAGCAGGGAAGGGGACGGGGGGAAGCAGGAAAGGCGAUGGGUGGAAGCAGGGAAGGGGAUGGGGGGAAGCAGGGAAGGGGAUGGGGGGAGGGGAAGCAGGGAAGGGGAUGGGUGGAAGCAGGGAAGGGGAUGGGGGGAAGCAGGGAAGGGGAUGGGGGGGAUGCAGGGAAGGGGAUGGGGGGAAGCAGGGAAGGGGAUGGGGGGAAGCAGGGAAGGGGAUGGGGGGAAGCAGGGAAGGGGAUGGGGGGAAGCAGGGAAGGCGAUGGGUGGAAGCAGGGAAGGGGAUGGGGGGAAGCAGGGAAGGGGAUGGGGGGAAGCAGGGAAGGGGAUGGGGGGAAGUAGGGAAGGGGAUGGGUGGAAGCAGGGAAGGGGAUGGGGGGAAGCAGGGAAGGGGAUGGGGGGAAGCAGGGAAGGGGAUGGGGGGAAGCAGGGAAGGCGAUGGGGGGGAGCAGGGAAGGGGAUGGGGGGGAUGCAGGGAAGGGGAUGGGGGGAAGCAGGGAAGGGGAUGGGGGGAAGCAGGGAAGGGGAUGGGGGGAAGCAGGGAAGGGGAUGGGGGGGAUGCAGGGAAGGGGAUGGGGGGAAGCAUGGAAGGCGAUGGGGGGGAGCAGGGAAGGGGAUGGGGGGGAUGCAGGGAAGGGGAUGGGGGGAAGCAGGGAAGGGGAUGGGGGGAAGCAGGGAAGGGGAUGGGGGGAAGCAGGGAAGGGGAUGGGGGGAAGCAGGGAAGGGGAUGGGGGGAAGCAGGGAAGGGGAUGUGGAGAAGCAGGGAAGGGGACGGGGGGAAGCAGGAAAGGCGAUGGGUGGAAGCAGGGAAGGGGAUGGGGGGAAGCAGGGAAGGGGAUGGGGGGAAGCAGGGAAGGGGAUGGGGGGAAGCAGGGAAGGCGAUGGGUGGAAGCAGGGAAGGGGAUGGGUGGAAGCAGGGAAGGGGAUGGGGGGAAGCAGGGAAGGGGAUGGGGGGGAUGCAGGGAAGGGGAUGGGGGGAAGCAGGGAAGGGGAUGGGGGGAAGCAGGGAAGGGGAUGGGGGGAAGCAGGGAAGGGGAUGGGGGGAAGCAGGGAAGGCGAUGGGUGGAAGCAGGGAAGGGGAUGGGGGGAAGCAGGGAAGGGGAUGGGGGGAAGCAGGGAAGGGGAUGGGGGGAAGUAGGGAAGGGGAUGGGUGGAAGCAGGGAAGGGGAUGGGGGGAAGCAGGGAAGGGGAUGGGGGGAAGCAGGGAAGGGGAUGGGGAGAAGCAGGGAAGGGGAUGGGGGGAAGCAGGGAAGGCGAUGGGUGGAAGCAGGGAAGGGGAUGGGGGGAAGCAGGGAAGGGGAUAG